Molecule: messenger RNA, 1835 nt
Organism: Malus domestica (apple)
Lineage: Eukaryota; Viridiplantae; Streptophyta; Magnoliopsida; Rosales; Rosaceae
Product: BTB/POZ domain-containing protein At4g08455-like
Biological process (GO): regulation of proteolysis; proteasome-mediated ubiquitin-dependent protein catabolic process
Cellular component (GO): cytoplasm
Molecular function (GO): ubiquitin protein ligase binding
Source: RefSeq, a predicted model, not a curated record
UAGGACGGGCCCACAACCUCAUUCUUAAAACUUUCCACAAGGUGCACAAUAAUUGAAGUGGCAAGACUAGUACUAGUAGAGAGUCUACUUUUGUCUUUUGGUCAAUAUAGUGGAGUUGAGGUUCGCAUUCGUGUUUGAUCAUCCACUCGGAAGAAUGCGAAGGCAACGGUUCAUUUGCAAAUCCUGCGAAGGUAGUUCCGGCGGACAUGGCGUCGGCAUGUACUGCAAGGGGUGCUACAUGGAGCUCAAGGAUAAGAUUGAAUUUCUCAAGUUGUGCUCGCCGUCGCCGACCACUUCUACUACUACGUCCCUGGCAGCUUCCUUCUCCGACGUCGUUCUGAUUGCCUUGGACUCUGACAACUGCUCUUCUGAGCCUCCGCUGCCCGUUCAGGCUCAUAAGGCCGUUCUGGUGAACCGCUCUCCGGUGUUCAGAGCCAUGCUUGAGAAUGAAGAGAUGGAAGAAAGUCGGAGUGGUACCGUUAAGAUUGCCGAUGUGCGCUACGAUGCCCUACAAGCUUUUGUCAACUACCUCUACUCUGCUGAGACAUGCCUUAACCAGAACUUGGCAUGUGACCUCCUAAUACUGGCUGAAAAAUACCAAGUGCAGCAUCUCAAGCACUACUGCCAGAAAUUCUUGGUGUCCAAGCUCAACUGGGACAAUGCGCUUACGACCUACACCUUCGCUUGCUGCCAUAACGCGGAGGACAUCAUGGACGCGGCCUUGGAAGUGAUCACAGACAACAUGGACAAGCUCACUACCCAGUUGGAGUACGUCAAUUUGGUGGAGAAAGAUCCCCAACUCGUCAUCAAAAUCUACGAAACUUAUCUCUCCAAACAGGUUAACACUGCAGCACGUAGGAAUCCAUCAGUCCGCAGAGAUUCUUCGAGUGGGAGUGGGAUUGGGGGAGGGUCGAGCGACGGGGGAGGGAGUGGGAAUGUGAGUGUGAGUGGGGGAGAGUGGAGCGACAGGUAUUAGCUUUUCUUUCCCCUGUGAAAGUCUUUGUGAGAGGUUUCAUUCUCAUCGAUUUACGUCGGCGCCGGCCCAUGGUUUUGCUGUCUAAUUUGCUUUUGUGGUUAGUUUUUGUUUUCAGCUUUGUCUAGCUUCUCCUAAGCCUACAAUUUCCCUUCCCCUUCCCUGCAACCUUCACAAUCUCUUCCUUCCUUUUCUGGUUUUGCCUUUGUUCUCACCAUUCUGAGCCCAUUUCUCCAAUCGCCCGUUUCCUCCCUUCCCAUCCCCUCCAUCAUCUCCUCUUUUGGCUCCAUCAGCUUUAUCCUCAAGUCUUAACGAAUACCGCCUCUGUUUGCCGCGAUUUGUCGCGAAUUUAUGGGAGGGUGUGUAGAGCUUUGGCUCGGGGAUCACACGACCACCCUUGUUGGCCCCUGUUGGACUUUUCAGUUGUUCACCCUUGCCGGUGAUGUUAAGGUCUACUCCGGCGUGCCUUGUUGGUCUCGUGCUGGUCCAUGGAAUAUGAUGCGGCCUCUUUCUUCACAAUUUCAGGUUUCUUCAUGGUGUGAUCCUUUUUUAUCAUGGAGGGAGGCGGACCGUUGUGCGGAUUUUCUGGUGGCCAUCUGCAGUUUAGGAGGUCUUUUUGUGUGGUUUGUUUGUGUGCUGGUCUCCAAGGUUGGGCUUGAGCCAUUUUCUUUAUGUGUUUGUGCCCCAAUUUUUUUAUUUUUUAUUUUUUAUUUUUUUUGGUGCUUUACUUGUUUGGGCCUUUGUUGUACUUGUUUUGAUUGGUAAUGAAACUUACCUUUUAUCAGGAAAGAAAAAUAAAAAAUAAAAAAACUAGAUGGCUGUAUUUUAUUUUUUUUAAGAUAACUGUAAUUUGUCAUUAUUA